Sinocyclocheilus rhinocerous is the source of this 1120-nucleotide messenger RNA. RefSeq names its product heat shock protein beta-11-like. The transcript is spliced from 2 exons. Gene Ontology annotation, biological process: response to heat; protein refolding. Bases 390 to 1007 code for a protein of 205 amino acids. Lineage: Eukaryota; Metazoa; Chordata; Actinopteri; Cypriniformes; Cyprinidae. The record is from RefSeq and is a predicted model, not a curated record. Gene Ontology annotation, cellular component: cytoplasm; nucleus.
CAGGGAAUGAAAACUGCUGGUUUGUUUACUGGUGAGCUUGUAAAGGACUUCACAGGCCACUCUUAUAUUUUACAAAUCAAUUUCUUUAUUGAAUACGACUAAAACUGAACAUUCACUUUGGGAAAAUAGAGUUUCAAUGAUGUGUGGCUCGAACUCCAGGACAACAGCAUGCAAAUCACAGUUUGAUGGAUCACAAAAAUACAGCCGACUUGUUUUGGAACAUGACAGCAUGUGCUCAGUCAUAGCAGCUCUUCGACAGGCUGACACACACUGUAGUGCUAAUAGAGGAGCGUUACUGGAAUGUUCCAAGACAGCAUAUAAAAGCCUCAUUGGGAGAGAAGCACAGAAGAACUCAACCAGCUCAAAACAGCACCGAAAAUCCACCAAAAAUGCUUUGCCCAAGCACAUUUCAGCCUCACCUCAGCCCAUUCAUGGACUUCCACUGGCCAGUGCGCAGUCUGUGGCCGGAGACCAGACCUCUGUUCUUUCAGAUCGAGAAAGAAAUGAUGAGACACUUGCAGGAGAUGAGACACAACCUGGAGUUCAUGGAACGCCUGCACCAAAGGAUUUUCGACGAGAUUGACCACGUUUCACCCAUGACGACUUUCAAACCCAUCUCAUUCCAGCUCAGAAAAGAAGGAAGCCUCUAUGCACUGACACUAGAUACAAAGGAUUUCAAUCCAGAGGAGCUGUCCAUUAAACAAGUGGGCAGGAAGUUGCGGGUGAGCGGCAAGACAGAGAAGAAGCAAGACGAUGGGAAAGGGUCGUUCUCGUACAGAUGCCAAGAAUUCAGGCAGGAGUUUGACCUUCCUCAAGGUGUGAAUCCUGAGAUGGUGACCUGCUCUUUAAAUAAUGGACAGCUACAGAUAGAAGCACCCAAAGAAGCCAAUGCUGUGAGCAACGAGAGAGUGAUUCCCAUUACAUACACUCCUGCUGUGAAAAGUCCUGUUCCUCAGAGCCCUCAACCUGAGAGCCAAGGAGCUGAGGCAGAGGCUACAGAUAAUUGAGCUUUGCCUCUAUAUAUCGCACAAUGGAACAAAAUGACAUUCAUUUACAGCUUGAACUUACAAAAUUGUAAAAGUAGGGUGACCAUACGUGCCAUUUUCCCAGGACGCGUCCU